Molecule: messenger RNA, 636 nt
Organism: Limulus polyphemus (Atlantic horseshoe crab)
Lineage: Eukaryota; Metazoa; Arthropoda; Merostomata; Xiphosura; Limulidae
Exons: 4
Coding region: 25-450 (141 amino acids)
Source: RefSeq, a predicted model, not a curated record
CCUGUAUGCUAGAUAGACGUAUUUAUGUUCUUUUACAUGAUGAUGAUGCGUUUUCGCUUUGUUACGUUAGGCCUAACAUUUUUAUCGGUGCAUCUAAUAUGUUGUCGUGGCGAGUCGUUAGAGGGUAGUCAACCAGAAUACGUAUCACAAAAAUCAAGAGUCUCUCUGACCUGCAACCCUGAUGAAAUUCUAGUAAAUGUGGUCUUCAAUGAGCCUUUCCAUGGAGUGAUACAUGCUGGUGAUAAGGGUAGCAGUUGCAAGAUAUACGGUACUGGUGACACAAAUUACAGUCUGCACGUACCUUUUAACGACUGUGGAACCAAACACGUUUGUCCAGCUGGCAGUUUUUCCAACGUACUAACCAUCAGAUUUCACGGAUCUUUGGAGCUUGAUGGAGACGAGAUUAAAACAAUUGUUUGUCGGUUCGGGACAGGCACGUUCAGAAGAUAAACUUUAAGAAAGCAUCUACAAAAGAUAAACGUUAGCCAAGAAGCUAGAAUAGUAAGGAUAGAGAUUGAUUGUCUUUUGUUUCGAAGCACAAGUGACAACUUGACAAAGUUGUUUGGAUUACGACGUGAACUUUUUAUAAGGUGUUUUAAUGGAAUUAUUCCAGUUUUUAUAUUUUUUUAAAUACUU